This is a messenger RNA of Manduca sexta (tobacco hornworm), 1806 nucleotides long. RefSeq names its product nephrin-like. Bases 289 to 1806 code for a protein of 505 amino acids. Gene Ontology annotation, biological process: cell-cell adhesion. The record is from RefSeq and is a predicted model, not a curated record. The transcript has 12 exons. Lineage: Eukaryota; Metazoa; Arthropoda; Insecta; Lepidoptera; Sphingidae. Gene Ontology annotation, molecular function: protein binding.
CGAAGACUACGGAGAAGUCAGUGUCUGCAGAGAUCUCUAUCCUGACGAACGUGACCGACAACCAGGCGCAGUACAGAUGCGAAGCCACCAACAGCGCCACUGAGAUCCCACUCUUCGAAAAAGUCACUUUGAACGUUCAUUUCGCCCCAGAAGCAGUGAAAGUGAGAGCAGAACCUGAAGAGGUUGAAACCGGGAAUCGAAGCCACACUGUACUGCGAUGCAGCCUCUAGUAACCCACCAGCCGCCUUAUCCUGGUGGCGGGAUGGUAUACCUGUGCAAGGUCUACCAAUGCAGCUCAAGAAAGGUCUUCACGGAGGAACAGUGUCAACAAUAGAACUCAAGCUGAAGAUCACCAAAGACAUGAACGGUGCGAUCUACACCUGCCAAGCCACGAACGAAGCGCUACAGAGAAGCGUCCACGAUGCUAUGGCGUUGAAAGUUCUUUACGCGCCAAUAUUCGACGAAGCAACGCCCUACACAACAGUUGGAGUAGAAAACGAACCGCUAAUCGUAGUAUUACGAGCUGAUGGCAACCCUGGAAGCAUCACUUACACUUGGACCAAGGACGGACUCCCCAUCACACAGUCUUCUUAUAGCAGCGGUAAUGACAGAAUACUUUCGGAAGGAAGUAUGCUGAACUUGACCCGACUGUCUCGCCACGACGCCGGUGUGUACACGUGCGAGGCUGUCAACUCCCAGGGAGCCGCCACUGCCAACAUCAGCAUAAAUGUUCACUAUCCGGCGAGCAUCGUAUCAGCAUCGCAAAAUGGAAUUACAAAUCCCAACGAAGACGCCAUUUUAUCUUGCACGGCUACAGGAAACCCAUUAACCUCAGAUCAUAUACGAUGGGAAAGGAAAGGAUACAAAAUCGAUCCCAAAUCUGUGACCUUUGAACCUAGGAACUCGACCAGCUAUCUCCACAUAAACCAGCCAACGAGAGAGGAUGUAGGGAACUUCAAAUGCGUGGUAGACAAUGGAAUAGGAGGAGAGUCAAAGGAAAACGUUAUGCUCAUUGUCAAGUUUAAACCAGAGAUGGACAGUGCACCGAAUUUGGCUAAAUCUGCGUCCAAUGUCGGUCAAGUUGGAAGGUUGACUUGCAAAUGCAAAUCCGCACCAGCGCCAAACUUCACGUGGUCCAAAACCGGCAGCACGUUACCAGUAAACACUUCCACCAAGUACUUCGCCGAGUACCACAAGAUAGACCCCAUCACUUACUCCUCGGUGCUCCUCAUCAAUGACGUCACGUCCUCCGACUACGGCUCGUACGAAUGCGGCGCCAGAAACGACUUGGGCUUCAGUUCCGCCACUGUUAAGUUGGAUAUCACAAGUGCACCAGAUCAAGUGAUAUCGCUGACGGUGUCGAACGUUACCCACAGCACGGUCACUUUAGAGUGGGUGCCAGGGUUCGACGGAGGUCUCACUUCAUGGUACAGAAUACGAUACAGAAAAAUUUACGACGACGCAUAUAAAUAUGAAGACGUGAUGCCCAAAAACGCUACAACCUUCACCAUCGGUGGAUUAGAGAAGAGUACAGACUAUGUAUUCUCCAUAAUGGCGCUAAACAAAAUUGGACAAAGCAAAUAUAGACCGGACGAUACGAAGAUUACUACACUAACUUCAUCAGAAGUAGGCGAGCUGAACGUAAUCUCCACGGAGUAUGUGGAUCAGGCUGAUGUGUCAAAAUCAGUCGUCAUUUACGUGUCCAUCACUGGGGUUGUGUUGGUUUUCAUUAACGCCGCCUUGAUCGCUUGUUUCAUAUUGAAAAGGCGUUCGAGAAGGUUGAAAGAUGAUGAGGGGAGCGAGUAG